Cuculus canorus (common cuckoo) is the source of this 2959-nucleotide messenger RNA. RefSeq names its product growth arrest specific 2 like 2 (gene GAS2L2). The coding region runs from base 1 to 2253 and encodes 750 amino acids. Gene Ontology annotation, cellular component: stress fiber; microtubule plus-end; cytoplasm. Gene Ontology annotation, molecular function: microtubule binding; actin filament binding; cytoskeletal adaptor activity. The transcript has 6 exons. Gene Ontology annotation, biological process: actin crosslink formation; microtubule bundle formation; regulation of microtubule polymerization or depolymerization. The record is from RefSeq and is a predicted model, not a curated record. NCBI's taxonomy places the organism in Eukaryota, Metazoa, Chordata, Aves, Cuculiformes, Cuculidae.
AUGUGGGGGACAGCAGGCACUGCGGUGCGGAGCAUCCGCCCCUACCGGUCCAGCGAGCAGUACCUCUAUGCCAUGAAGGAGGACUUGGCCGAGUGGCUGAAGGAGCUAUACGACCUGGACAUCGAGGUGGGCACCUUCAUGGAGGUGCUGGAGACAGGGGCUGUGCUCUGCUCCCACGCCAACAAUGUCACCCACGUGGCUGGGGAGUUUGCCCGCACCUGCCCUGACGUGGCCUGCCACCUCCGCCUGCCUGCUGCUGGCGUUGCCUGCAACCUUGCAGCACAGCCGGGCACUUUCCAGGCCAGGGACAACGUCUCCAACUUCAUCCAGUGGUGCAGGAAGGAGAUGGAUAUUAAAGAUGUCCUGAUGUUUGAGACGGAGGACCUGGUGCUGAGGAAGAAUGAGAAGAACUUUGUGCUGUGCCUGCUGGAGCUGGCACGUCGUGCCGCCCGCUUCGGCAUGCGUGCCCCGACCCUCGUGCAGAUGGAGGAGGAGAUCGAGGAAGAGCUCCGCCAGGAGCUGGACCUGCCACCUGCAGAUACUCCCCUGCCCCGGCCCUCUAGGAAACCACGGGACCUUCACAACCUCGAUCAGAUGGUCCAGCACCUGGUGAGCCGUUGUACCUGCCCAGUCCAGUUCCCCAUGAUCAAGAUAUCUGAAGGGAAAUACCGUGUGGGCGACUCUGACACCCUCAUCUUUGUCCGGAUCCUGCGGGAGCACAUCAUGGUGCGGGUCGGGGGCGGCUGGGACACGCUGGAGCACUACCUGGACAAGCACGACCCGUGCCGCUGCACCUCGCUCUCUCACAAACAAGCCUUGAAAGCCAGGACACCCCAGCAGCAAGUGCAGCACGAGGUGCGGCUGUGCCCGGCCUCGAAGGUGGCCGCCCGUGGCCAACCCCAGCCCACGCUGCUUGUCAGCCGCUCGCAGAGCCCCCUGCCCCCCGUCACCUGGGGGUCCCGGGGCCCCCGAGCCCCUGCUGACCCCUCCUUGGGGGGCUCAGGCCACCCUCGCCGACAACCAGUGCAGUCCCAGAGGGUCCCUUCGGGCAGGACACGGGAGCCACUUGUCACCCCUUCGGAGAGGCAACCGCCACCAUCCAGGUCAUCCACUCGACCCAGCUCCCCUGGUCGCGAUGGUGGGGUGACGCGCCGGGCACUCACCCCAUCCCGGCUGGGUCCCGGCAUGCGGAACAGCGUGGGGGUCCCCAAUGUGCUGCGUGGGAGCACCCCGGGAAAAACCCCCGUGGCACUGGCACAGGGCGGCUCCAUGGCGCCCAUCACCCACCAGACACCGGCACCGCCGCAAAACACCCGGCAAGGAGGAAAAGUGACUGUGGCGGCUGACAGGGUUCAGGGUAAAGGGGUCCCUUCCAGGGUGGCACCCCGUGCCCUGAGCCCCACCAAGGGCUGUGCCUCCUUGCUGCAGCGGCACAGCCGGGGGGACUCACAGAGCCAGAAAAACCCGCAGGAAGGGAGACAGGGAGCCCUCAUCCGGGGACCCCACCUACCCUCACCCCGGAAUUCCUCCGGUCAGCCUCCAAACCAGGAUGGUGGCAUCAACCCCCCUGCCAAAGCCAGCGCAGCCGCCUGCCAGCCCCCCGCCACUCCGGCCCCCCUUGCAAAUGGGUGUAAGGGCUGUGCUGCUGCAGGGGGGACCCAGAGGUGCCACUCGGCCACCAGCCCGCGGGCUGGGGGUGCAGCACAUGGAGCGAGGGGAGCCUGUCGCCCUGGCGAGGGGAGCGAGGGGCUCCGGGGGUGCUGGGGGCAAGCGCAGCCCCCGGGUUACAGCAGAGUGGUGGAGGAGCUCUCGCGCGGGCGGCAGCCCCUGCGCCCCGCGGGGCUGAGCAGUUGGGUCCCCAAAACUGCCUCGCGAUCUGCCCCGCAGGCCACCGGCACCCCGGCUGGGGGGCAGGCAGAGGGCCCGGGAGCAGGGGGUCAGCCUUCACAGGCAGCCAGGGCCAGCAGCAUCACCAAGGCCCGGCGGUGCCUGAAGAAACCCAAACGCAUUCCCUCCAUCUACAAGCUGAAGCUGAGACCCAAGGCACGUCCCAGGCAAGACCACAGGCCAGGCAAGCGCCCCUCGCGUAUCCCCACCCCACUGGGGCAGUGUCCCGCAGCCCCCCGCAGCCAGCAUCGCACCCCGGCACCCCCUCGGCACCCUCAUCCCGGCCGCACGCACCCCAGGGCUAAGCCCUCGCGGGCUGACGGCGGCGCCUGGCUGACUGAGGAUGAUGAGGAGUCGUGGGUCUGACCUCCCACCCAAGUUUCGGCAGGGAAGGACCCUUCGCUCCUCUGAAGGUGGGAGCGAUGCUGAAACUGGAGCUGUGAUGCCUGUGAGCGGUGCAAUGGAUUUGCUCCCGGGUGACCUGGGGGUCCUCCUCUUGCUCUUUGGAUUCGCGUCCCCUCCAACCCAGUGGGGUUUUUGCACUGAUAGCUCUCCUCCUAAACAGGCAUACCUGUACUAGUUUGGGUGGAAAAUCCAGCCCCAAAUCAAGGGAAUGAGGCAUGUCCUGCAGGGAAGAGUGGUGCAGCCCAUCUCCACAGUGUUCCCAAGUAGCGGGGACACCCCACACCUGGCAGCCGAGCGUGCAAACCAUCCCAUACCUCAGUCAUCCUCAGCCCUACAACAGGACUAAUAAUCCUCGUGUCUUACAGCACCAAGAGCCUCAAUGAGUGCUCGGGUCGCUCAGGGCAGGGAGGCACAGGAGGUGACCCCUGAGACCCACGGGUGAAGGUUGGAGACAGAGGUGGUCAGUGGUCACCUCAGCAGUGAUGGUCAGAGUGACCAAGGCUGUUGAAGUCACUGCUGCCCUCCCGCAGCCACACACCUGGCAAUAUCGUUUGUGCAAUAAAGACGUACCAAAGCUCUUCUGUUUUGGCUUCAUUUCUGUGUGGGUGGUGAAAGGGAGAGGAUAAUCCUGAUGGGGGUCACGGCUGGUGAAGGGCUGUGUGCACCC